Molecule: messenger RNA, 995 nt
Organism: Osmia bicornis bicornis
Lineage: Eukaryota; Metazoa; Arthropoda; Insecta; Hymenoptera; Megachilidae
Gene: RpLP0-like
Product: mRNA turnover protein 4 homolog
Exons: 4
Coding region: 183-911 (242 amino acids)
Biological process (GO): ribosomal large subunit biogenesis; ribosomal large subunit assembly; rRNA processing
Cellular component (GO): preribosome, large subunit precursor; nucleolus
Molecular function (GO): RNA binding
Source: RefSeq, a predicted model, not a curated record
AUUUUAAAUUAUUGUUUAACGCUUGAAAAUACUCAAAAAUAUUAUUAGCGUUUAUAUCGUUUGUAAACUUGCGCCAUUUUCUUUGAACGUUACAUGUAUACCGGAGCACAUGCUUGCCUGAGUGAUAGCGUACUUUGUUAAUUUAUAUUCUAGUGUAAUUUGUGACAUAAUUUUACAAUAAAAUGCCAAAGUCAAAAAGAGAUAAAAAAAUAUCUCUCACUAAAACGAGCAAGAAAGGUCUUGUUCUGAAGCAACAAAUUGUAGAAGAUGUUAGAAAUUGUGUUGAAAAAUAUGAUAGCGUAUUUCUUAUAUCCGUACACAAUAUGCGGAAUAAUAAACUUAAAGAUUUACGAGCCGAAUGGAAGGAUAGUCGGUUUUUCUUUGGUAAAAACAAAGUGAUAGCGUUAGCAUUGGGUAAAUCAGCGGAAGAUGAAGUUACGGAGGGUGUACAUAAAUUGUCAGCGGCAUUAAGAGGACAAUGCGGUUUGCUUUUUACCAAUCGAAGUAAAAACGAGGUAUUGGAAUGGAUGGAAGAAUAUGAAGAAGAGGAUUAUGCCAGGUCAGGUUUUGUUACACAAGAGACUAUAACAUUACCUGAAGGACCUAUGGCAGAUUUUCCCCAUAGUAUAGAACCUCAUUUGAGGCAAUUAGGUAUGCCUACAGCUCUGCAGAAAGGUGUGGUAACAUUACUUAAAGAAUACACUGUGUGUAAGAAAGGACAAACAUUAACUCCAGAACAAGCACGAAUUUUGAAAUUGCUUGAUAAACAACUAGCUACAUUUAAAAUGAUACCAUUAGGUGUGUUUUCUAAGAAACAUGGAUAUGAGAAACUUGCAUCUGAAGAUGAUGUUAAAGAAAAUAUAGGGGCACAAAUGGAAGUAGAAGAAGACAAAGAAAUCGAUAAUACAUGAUGCAUGUAUUCUUUUAAGGAAGGAUUUAUGUAUGGAAUCUUGUGUAUAUAAUGUAUCAUAAAGAAAAUUGAAGUUUUCAUUUUA